This is a messenger RNA of Micropterus dolomieu (smallmouth bass), 2756 nucleotides long. RefSeq names its product ribosomal protein S6 kinase related b (gene rskrb). The transcript has 13 exons. Bases 155 to 1516 code for a protein of 453 amino acids. Gene Ontology annotation, biological process: protein phosphorylation. The record is from RefSeq and is a predicted model, not a curated record. NCBI's taxonomy places the organism in Eukaryota, Metazoa, Chordata, Actinopteri, Centrarchiformes, Centrarchidae. Gene Ontology annotation, molecular function: ATP binding; protein serine/threonine kinase activity.
UGAUAAACCGCACAUUGUUGCUGUACAGUAUUAAUUCGCUUCUUGAAACCACAAAUUAGUCUGUGUGUUGUGCAUGAAAGUCUGGAUAGGCGACCGUGAAGUGCCUGGAUGAGGAGCAGGUGUCGCACCGAACAGAUGUCCUGCUGUCACACUGAUGGGGGCCGACGGCAGUAAAAACAGGAAGAGGCACGCUGAAGUGCAGGAGGAUGAGGAUUUCUCAUCUGGAUGGCGUGGCUUCCUAUCCAGCAUGGGUCUGUCUAUCCCAGCAGGCCUGUGUCGCCUGGCCCCACCUGCCCUGCGUCUGGGCCAGCGUCGAAUGCUCCAAGGCAAAGCCCCCGACAUCCCAGAGCACGUCCUGAGGUUGGCGGGAGUUGGCCCAGACAAGCUGAGAGCAGAAUGGAGCCUGCCGGGUUUCAUUACCAUGUUCCUGCCCGAAUUCCCCCACAAAAGUGUGCCUGGGCACGAACACUUUCAGGUGUUGAGUUACAUCGCCAAAGGUUCAUUUGGACCCAUUCUAAAAGUUAAGGACAAGACCAAACAGAAAACAUAUGCUGUCAAAGUUAUACCUAAAUCCGAGAUUCUAAGACUCGGGGUCUUGGAGCAGUCAAAAGAAGAAGUUAUAGUCCAGCGUCAGGUUCGCCAUCCAUUUGUCCAUGACCUCCAGGACUGCUGGCAGACUCAGCGCCACCUCUACAUUAUGUGUGACUACUGCAGCACAGGAGACCUGUAUACCUACUGGCAGAUGAUUGGCUGCUUCACGGAGGACACAGUACGAGUGUUUGCAGCAGAGUUGGGAUGUGCACUUGGCUUUCUCCAUGACUUUGGGAUCAUCCACAGAGACGUGAAGAUGGAGAAUAUCCUGCUUACAGACAAUGGACACCUCCGCUUAGCUGACUUUGGUUUGUCCCGUCGCCUGGAGAGAGGAGGAAGAGCGUUUACCAUUUGUGGAACCAUCCAAUAUAUGGCCCCAGAGGUGCUGAGUGGCGGACCCUACAACCAUGCAGCUGAUUGGUGGUCGCUGGGAAUUCUGCUUUUCUCAUUGGUUACUGGGAAGUUCCCCGUGCCUCCAGAACCAGACCACUGCAGUAUGCUGAGGAAAGUGAGGACUUUUCCCUAUGAAAUUCCCCUCAGCUUCAGCCCCCCACUGGCCUUGUUAAUAACCGAGCUUUUGUGCAAGACCCCCUCCCGCCGCUUGAAGACCCUUGAGCGUUUCAAACGCCAAACCUUCUUCCAUGGGACAACAUUUGACCUCGCCCUACUUCAGCGCCACCCUGUGGAGGUGAUUCUGGAGCUGAGAGAGAGACCGGACCGAGCCGCCAAAGCUCGACGAGGCCUCACUUUGUCCUUGCAGCCUCUCAAAGGUUUCGACUACGACUCGUUCCUCAGCCCUCCCGCCACACCGGACACACAGCUGGACACCAGCACACAAACUCACACAGCUGCACCGCUCCCUGGCCCGACAAGCCCACUGCAGCCUGCUCAGGAAAAAGGCCCACGCAGAGAAGUGUUUGUGUGACAGGACUUUGAGUUACAGUAUGGUUACUUACACACUUAAGGUAAAGGCCUACAUGUAUGUAUUUCUGCACAGUUAUUCACCCUCAGGUGUGGUGCGCCUUCUAAAAUGUCUUAUGUUGUAAAAGCCACAAUAGCUACAUAUGAUUUAAUAGGAUUUUUAGUUUGGAAGAAAAUGAUUCAUUUGAGUAAAAAACACCACUUUCCUACUUGUGUUGAGUUUUAUGGAGGAUUUUUGUCAUAUUACUGGACACUAUUUGUUCCUUUUUCUACUUGUUUGCCUUUUUCCAAUGAGCACUUUUUUAAGUCGACAGCAUUUGCUCAACAGUUGUGCAAGAAAGAUUGCACUUUUGUCUAUAUAUUUUCAAUCUUUCAGUGACUGGUCAUGGUUGCCCUGUUAACACAUAAUGUUUGACUGCUAUCAGAUUCACCCUAUAUGGAAAAGUCAUGCUGAUUGAAGACAAUGCACCAAAAUCCUUUUUUUUUUUUUUCAACCAGACCCCUUCAACAAAAUCAGUGUAUUUCUGAGCUUCUGCCUUUGUUUUCAAGUUGCAUGAUUAUUUUGGCAGAAUUGGUUGAAAAAAACUCUUUCUGAGUCGUCAUGCUGUGAUCUUUACUAUAAAACCUACUCUGUACCUUUAUCAAUGCUGUGAUAUAACCUUUCCCAAAGUUGACCUUUACUGCCUAAAUUCUCUAGCAGCAGAAUCGUCUCUCCUCCUAUACUAUGUAAAAGUCGUGCAAGCGUCACAACAUCAGAUUAAGACAUGUUCACCUUCGAUGUUUGCUUUAGUUUGACUCAUUUAUAACCUGCGACUCAGGGGAGCACUCUGGUUUUUCCAAGUCAGCCUUGAUUUUGACUCUGAGAUGGCACCCAGCUGUCCAUAUCUGAGCUGGGACUGUAAGGGUUGAAUGACCAACAGUACUGUUUACUUCCAGUUAACAUUUUGAUAGAUACAGGGCUUUUUCUAUUGUCCAAGGCUGCCAUAACCCUAGCCACUAAUCGCACCAUCAUGCAUCUACCUGAUCAUUAAAUUAUAUUGUUGAUGUGUACCCAGAAUGCCUCACAUGUGUGAUCCUGAGCUUGAUUUUUUUUCUUCUUCACAAAAUUGCUUAUUUAUGAAUUCCUCUUUAUAAAGUUUAUAUGAAAAUUUUGGAUGCUAUUUGAUGUUAUAUGUUAUGUUACAAUGUAUUUUUGUAAUUACGGUAUAGCACAGUUGGAAUAAUAAACUCUUACUACACAGCGA